CUCACUCUCGGUCAGUCCUCUUGAAACAAAAUACUACUAAAAUUCACCCUAAAUGCACUCCAAAUAAAUUCCAAACCCAAAUGCAUUCUCUCUUGUUGGGUAGCUAGCUUUCUGUGUUUAUCCCCUUUUCUCUUUCUUUUUUUCUCUCCCAAUCCAACCCAAUUUCAAUUGCCCAAACGCCAAACUCCAAACUCCAAUCACCACAGCUCAAUCACCACAGCUCAAUCACCAACAUCAUCAACAACUCAGCGUCAGCGAGUGGAUGAAUCUCUGGACGGACGAUAACUCUUCUGUUAUGGAGGCUUUCAUGUCCUCCUCCGAUCUCUCCUCCAUAUGGCCUCCGCCGGCGCCGCCGCAAUCCGCCGCCGUCUUCAACCAGGACACCCUCCAGCACCGCCUACAGGCCCUCAUCGAGGGCGCCAGAGAGAGCUGGACCUACGCUAUCUUUUGGCAGUCCUCCUACGACUAUUCCGGCUCCACGCUCCUUGGCUGGGGCGACGGUUACUACAAAGGCGACGAUGACAAGGCCAAGGCCAAGGCCAAAGCUAAAGCCACCUCCGCCGCCGAGCAGGACCACCGCAAGAAGGUCCUCCGGGAGCUCAACUCCCUCAUCUCUGGCUCUUCAGCUACCGCCUCCGAUGACGUAGACGAGGAGGUCACAGACACCGAGUGGUUCUUCCUUGUUUCCAUGACCCAGUCCUUCGUCAACGGCGCCGGCUUGCCCGGCCAGGCCUUCUUCAAUUCCAACCCCGUCUGGGUCACCGGUGGCGACCGCCUCUCCUCCUCCCCCUGCGAGAGAGCCCGCCAGGGACAAGUCUUCGGCCUCCAAACCCUAGUCUGCAUACCCUCCGCAAACGGAGUCGUUGAACUGGGGUCUACCGAAUUAAUUUACCAGAACCCGGAUCUGAUGAACAAGGUGAAGGUCCUCUUCAAUUUUAGCAACAACAACUUCGACAUGGGUUCUUCUUGGCCUGCAACCAGCGCCGAUCAAGGAGAAAACGACCCCUCCACGCUCUGGCUCAACGAUCCUGAAGUUAGGGAUUCCAUUAACACUGUCGCAGCUACUCCUUCUGUAUCCGUUUCUGUUCCCCCUCAUAACAGUACUCACGGGAUUUCAAAGACGAUGCAGUUGGAGAGUUCUAUUCAAACCCCCGGUUCCAGUACCUUAACUGAAACCCCAAGCUCUAUCCACGCUGUUCCACAGAACCAGAGCGUGUUCUCCAGAGAAUUGAACUUCUCUGAGUACGGUUUUGAUCCCAAGAGUGGCAACACUAACAAUCAGCAUUCCCUGAAGCCCGAAUCCUGCGAGAUUCUCAGCUUCAGCGAUAGCAAGAGAACCUCUUACGGGGGCGGGGGCGGGGCCGGGGCCGUCAAUGGUAAUUCCAAUUCCAAUUCAAAUUUCUUCUCUGGUCAAUCACCGUUUGUUGCUGUUGCGGAUGAGAACAACAAUAACAACAACGGGAAGAGAAGGUCACCGAAUUCGCGAGGCAGCAACGACGACGGAAUGCUUUCGUUCACCUCCCGCGCGAUUCUUCCGGCCACUAAUUUGAAGUCUGCCGGUGGCGGCGAUUCCGACCACUCGGAUCUGGAAGCGUCGGUGGUAAAGGACCCUGUGGUGGAGCCGGAGAAGCGGCCCCGGAAGAGAGGGCGGAAGCCGGCGAACGGAAGAGAGGAACCGUUAAACCACGUGGAAGCGGAGAGGCAGAGGAGGGAGAAGCUGAAUCAGAGGUUCUACGCGCUUCGUGCUGUGGUUCCCAACGUGUCCAAGAUGGACAAAGCGUCGCUUCUGGGUGACGCAAUAUCUUACAUUACGGAGCUGAAGUCCAAGCUUCAAACUCUGGAAUCAGAUAAAGAUGGGUUGCAGAAACAACUUGAAGGAGUGCAGAAGGAACUCGAGAAAUCAAGUGAUAACUCUAAUCACAUGAAACACGCGGGUAAUAGUAACAUUAAGUCGGCUAAUCAGGCGUUGAUUGACUUGGACAUCGACGUGAAGAUUAUUGGGUGGGACGCGAUGAUAAGAAUCCAAUGCAGCAAGAAGAACCACCCCGCGGCGAGGUUGAUGGCGGCGCUGAUGGAGUUGGACUUGGACGUUCACCACGCCAGCGUGUCGGUGGUUAACGAUUUGAUGAUUCAACAAGCGACGGUGAAGAUGGGGAGUAGGUUUUACACGCAGGAGCAGCUUCGUUUGGCCCUGUCGGCUAAGGUUGGGGAUGUACGAUGAUAACGGGUCUGCACUUUGCGGCGUUGAGUUGAGUUGAGAUUAUAUGAAUUGUGCUUAUGUCAUGUUAGCUAGCUAGCUAGCUCUGUGUAAGUUGUGCUGCUCUGGGAUAUUUUAAGCCUUCCCGGUAGCUGUUUCUGUAAAAUAAUAAUAAUGUCUUUUCUUUUUGGGUAGUAGAUGAGUAUGAAUUUUGAGGUAAUCAUGUUGGGAAGCUUCAUGGAGUUGUAGAACCAGCUAGGCACAAUUGUCACCAAAUCUGUGGGUGGAGUGGAGAUAGGAGCCAGGUAAAAUAGGGUAUUUUUAUCUGUCUAGAUAAUGUAUAUAUUAAUAAUUAUAAAUGUGAAGGAACAUCAUGCAAGUUUUCAAUAUUAUCAUUCUUCAUCUUA
Molecule: messenger RNA, 2604 nt
Organism: Vigna umbellata (rice bean)
Lineage: Eukaryota; Viridiplantae; Streptophyta; Magnoliopsida; Fabales; Fabaceae
Source: RefSeq, a predicted model, not a curated record